CUUAGCCUGCCUGCAUUCAAUUAUAUUAAUAAUAGUGAAUACAGAAUGGUUAAUCCCAAAAGCAUCUCAGUUUUGCUCCUUCAUUCUGCGCUUGCCUUUCUCUCGGUUGAAAUUGCUAAUGCCCAAGGCCUGAAUCCACACUUCUACAAAUCGACAUGCCCGAAUGUAACACACAUUGUGAGGAAAAAGAUGAAUGACACCAUAACUCGUGAUAGAACCCUAGCAGCUCCCUUGUUGAGAAUGCAUUUUCAUGAUUGCUUUGUUAUGGGAUGUGAUGCUUCUGUGCUGCUAGACUCCACAAAUGGCAAUAAAGCUGAGAAAGAGGCCAUCCCUAACCAAAGCCUGAGGGGCUUCGAGGUUAUUGAUGAGGUGAAAGCAGUGUUAGAGAACCAUUGCCCCGGCAUUGUUUCUUGUGCUGACAUUCUAGCCCUCGUUGCCGAACGAGCGGUUCGCCUGACAGGGGGGCCAUCAUGGCAAGUUUUCUUGGGGCGUAGAGAUGGAAAAGUAUCACGCGUCACUGAAGCUGUGAAAAACAUUCCAUCGCCUCUUUCCAAUAUCACAGUUCUGAAACAAAAUUUUGCUGACGUGAAGUUGAAUGAAACCGACCUUGCAGCUCUGUCAGGGGCACACACCAUUGGGAGGGCUCAUUGCUUUACUUUUGCAACACGUUUGUACAAUUUCACGGGAGAGAACGACAAAGACCCAAGCUUGGAUCGAGAGUACGCACGUAAGCUGCAGAGCGCAUGUCCGCCGCAGGCGAGCAAUGCGACCAAAGUAGAGAUGGAUCCCGGGAGUUUCACAAGGUUCGACACCGCAUACUACAGCGGUGUCGCGAAACACCGAGGGGUGCUGGGGUCGGAUGCCGGUCUCCUCAAAAGUGACAUCACAAGGAAGUAUGUGCGAGGUCACGCCUCCGACUCCUCCAGUUCCACCACAGCCUUCUUCCGAGAUUUCGCAAAGUCAAUGGUGAAGAUGGGCAACAUUGGCGUCCUCACUGGCACUCAGGGCGAAAUCAGGAAGAUAUGUUCCCGCAUUAAUAAUUAAUAAUUAAUCAAUUCUACUUCAUGCACAGAAUGCAUGAAAUAGAACUAUAUAUACACGCGGUAUAAUACGUACUCCCUCCGUCCCUUUUUAUUUAGCAAAACUUUACUUUUCAAAUCAAUGGAUGUUAAACUUUGAAUGAUUAUAUAUUUAUACGUGGUUGUAUUGAUAAUGAAAAUCA
Molecule: messenger RNA, 1222 nt
Organism: Cuscuta epithymum
Lineage: Eukaryota; Viridiplantae; Streptophyta; Magnoliopsida; Solanales; Convolvulaceae
Source: the annotation of a GenBank genome assembly